GAGAGAUGAAUCCUCAGAAAAAACGCGAAAUGAAAAGUUUUAGCUAGGGUUUAACUAGGUCUGGCUUUGAUGCUGCGCAUGAUGCAAAGGCACCUGUGUACGCCUGCAGCGAUUCCGGCCCCGACACGCGGCGCCGCCUGCCUCGGUCUCUCAUCCGCCCCUGCAUCCGUCCGCAUCUUCUCCUCUUCCACUCCCCCACGAGCAAGAGCACAGGCGCUGAGGGCCGUGUCCGAUAUGGCGUUUGAGCGGAUCAAAGUCGACAAUCCGAUCGUGGAAAUGGAUGGUGAUGAGAUGGCCAGGGUGAUCUGGAGCAUGAUCAAAGAAAAGCUUGUUGUGCCGUUUGUGGAUGUGGAUAUCAAAUACUACGAUCUUGGCAUUCUCAACCGAGAUGCCACCGAUGACAAAGUGACUGCUGAAAGUGCGCAGGCUACCCUCAGGUACGUAGGAUUUUUGCUGCUCUAUAGAGUUUCGAUCGGCACGAUAUUGACUCGUCACAGGUACAACGUGGCCGUCAAGUGUGCAACCAUCACUCCUGAUGAGACUCGGGUCAAAGAGUUUGGGCUUAAGAGAAUGUGGAAAAGUCCCAACGGAACCAUCAGGAACAUCUUGAAUGGUACCGUGUUUCGGGAGCCUAUCCUUUGCAAAAAUAUUCCGAGACUUGUGCCAGGAUGGCAAAAGCCAAUUUGCAUUGGCAGGCAUGCUUUUGGGGAUCAGUACCGAGCAACAGACAUGGUGAUUCAAGGUCCUGGAAAGCUUAACCUGGUAUACGUCCCUGACAAUGGAAAGCCGGUGGAACUGGAAGUAUAUAACUUCAAGGGCGCGGGUGGCGUGGGACUGUCCAUGUUUAACACAGACGAGUCGAUUGCAGCUUUUGCGAAGUCGUCGAUGAUGAUGGCCUAUGACAAGAAAUGGCCUCUAUACUUGAGCACAAAGAACACAAUCUUGAAGAAGUACGACGGCAGGUUCAAGGAUAUCUUCCAGGAUGUAUAUGAAGCCGACUGGAAAUCAAAGUUUGAGGAAGCCGGAAUCUGGUAUGAGCACCGGCUUAUUGAUGAUAUGGUCGCGUACGCUCUGAAGAGUGAAGGUGGUUAUGUAUGGGCCUGCAAAAAUUACGACGGCGAUGUUCAGAGCGAUUUUCUUGCUCAAGGUUUUGGUUCACUGGGUCUCAUGACUUCAAUUCUGAGAUGUCCCGAUGGGAAGACCAUCGAAGCUGAAGCUGCUCAUGGCACAGUGACACGGCACUUCAGGGUGCAUCAGAAGGGAGGAGAAACUAGUACGAACAGUAUAGCAUCCAUUUUUGCAUGGAGCCGGGGACUUGGCCACAGGGCUAAACUGGAUGGUAACUUAAAACUACAAGAAUUUGCUGAGAAGCUGGAAGCGGCUUGUGUUGGGACUGUCGAAGCUGGCAAGAUGACUAAAGAUCUUGCGAUACUUCUCCAUGGCCCGAAGGCUCCUCGGAACAUGUAUCUUAGCACCGAAGACUUUUUAGAUUCGGUCGCAGGCGAUCUCAAGCGGCGGCUGUCCCCUGCUACUUCCAAACUGGAGGAGCCGCUUCUUCAAGGCCGCUGAGAAUCAAAGUACAAUAACUUGCUUCUCCGCAAGAAAAGUUUGUACAGAACGGAAAUAAAGACUGCGCUUCUACACAA
Messenger RNA from Selaginella moellendorffii, 1646 nucleotides. RefSeq names its product isocitrate dehydrogenase [NADP]. Gene Ontology annotation, cellular component: mitochondrion. Gene Ontology annotation, biological process: isocitrate metabolic process. Lineage: Eukaryota; Viridiplantae; Streptophyta; Lycopodiopsida; Selaginellales; Selaginellaceae. Gene Ontology annotation, molecular function: magnesium ion binding; NAD binding; isocitrate dehydrogenase (NADP+) activity. The transcript is spliced from 15 exons. The coding region runs from base 70 to 1569 and encodes 499 amino acids. The record is from RefSeq and is a predicted model, not a curated record.